Molecule: messenger RNA, 2327 nt
Organism: Salvelinus fontinalis (brook trout)
Lineage: Eukaryota; Metazoa; Chordata; Actinopteri; Salmoniformes; Salmonidae
Gene: arf3a
Product: ADP-ribosylation factor 3a
Exons: 5
Coding region: 243-788 (181 amino acids)
Biological process (GO): intracellular protein transport; vesicle-mediated transport
Cellular component (GO): plasma membrane; cytoplasm
Molecular function (GO): GTPase activity; GTP binding
Source: RefSeq, a predicted model, not a curated record
AGCUCAUCAUCGCGAGACUUAAGGAGCAACCUGUCUUUCUUUGCGACUUCUCGCGAGAGACAAACUGCACUGCCCGAAUCCAGCUGGUACGUCUAAAAGAGUUUUUCUUGGUUAAGUUACAAGGUCAGGAAAACUCUGGGCCCUGACAUCCAGCUGCCCAUCAGCUCUGUAGCAGUGAGUUGAGGUCCGACCAUCCAUCCAGCCAGCCAGCCGCCAGCCGGUCAACCAGCCAGCCAGUCACCAUGGGGAACAUCUUUGGCAACCUGCUGAAGAGCCUGUUAGGGAAGAAGGAGAUGAGGAUCCUGAUGGUGGGGCUGGACGCUGCAGGGAAGACCACCAUCCUAUACAAACUGAAGCUGGGAGAGAUAGUCACCACCAUCCCCACUAUCGGGUUUAACGUGGAGACGGUUGAGUAUAAGAACAUCAGUUUCACGGUGUGGGACGUGGGUGGCCAGGACAAGAUCAGGCCUCUGUGGAGACACUACUUCCAGAACACACAGGGUUUGAUCUUUGUGGUGGAUAGUAACGACCGUGAGCGGGUGAACGAGGCUCGGGAGGAGCUGAUGAGGAUGCUGGCUGAGGACGAGCUACGAGACGCCGUGCUUCUCAUCUUCGCUAAUAAACAGGACCUGCCCAAUGCCAUGAACGCAGCAGAGAUCACAGACAAGCUGGGGCUCCACUCCCUACGUCACCGCAACUGGUACAUACAGGCCACCUGCGCCACCAGCGGAGACGGUCUAUACGAGGGCCUCGACUGGCUGGCCAAUCAGCUGAAGAACAAGAAGUGAGUGGACCAUUCAGAGGAGAGUGAAGAGAAACCUUAGUGUCAGCUCUUGAAACAGGAAGUGGUAGUUGGUUGUAGUUGAUCCAUUAAGUGAAAAAUCCUGACAUGGUGGAAGUGAAAUGUGAUUGGUAUGUACUGUAGGAAGGAGGCUUAAACUGUACCAUUCCUUGAGGACAUUUUCAACCUGAUGUCAAUUAUUAAAAACAGUUAUCACCUUUCAGACAUGUGCCAUCAAUGUCAAUACAUGACAUUUCAUACACAAUUAUUAACCACCUAUUAAUAAGCAUCCCGUUUUUAGAAACACUAUUUAUUAAUUAAUUAAUUAAUACAUUAUUUAUUAAUUUAUGUAAUUUCACUUAUACAUCAGAGUGGAUACUAGCAAUGUUAGUUGGUUUUGGAACACAGUAUUAUGCAUGGCCAUACAGUAAAAGAUCUCUCGGAAAUGAAGUUUGGAAUUGUAUCUGUCUAAUGUUAUCUAUUUAGCCAGUCUUCUGACAGUAUUCUCCUUUUACACUAAAAUUGCUACUGCUGGUUGGAGCAAUGCAGUAAUGGUAGAUAUUAAUGGACAGUGACAUAGGUUUGUGUAAAACACAUCCAAUAUGCAAGAGCAUGCUUUUUCUAUGUCAACUGUAUAUUACACAUUUUACUUAACAAGUACAAACAUAUACCUAAAAAAAUAUACCUGAAAUAUACCUGACGGAAUCAUCGUGGUUGAUAUGUUCAAUUGUAGUUAUCAGGAUUUGUGUAUGGACUGAUGUAUAUCGAUAUAAAGAUGGAAUCCGCAUUAGGGGAUAGAGCGCCACUGUUCCCCCCCAGCGCCUUUGUUAUUGUUUUGGUUUUGUUGACUAAAUGUAGGUGAGGAGAACCCAAACAGAGGUGAACAACUUGGUAAAAAAAAAAAGUGUAGUACAUUUUCUUCUGUUCUAUCGUGUGUGCAAUGCUGUCAGGGGGGGGGGGGGGCAGUGUUCAUUGUUUGCAGUAACUUCUUUGUUGUUGUAAUAUCCCAAAUGGACUCAAAGGAUUCCAGCUUUAACAUUACAGCUUGUGUAUUACAUUUCCCACAUUGAGUUUAGUUUGGUGCAGCAGUUGUUUUUGUGGCCUUAUUAUCGCUAGUGUUGAAAAUCCUUUAUUCUGAUGAUGGUUUUGUGUGUAAAGUUUAACAUCAAGUGGGACCACAGUUGUGGCAAAAUGUAUCAAUUCACGUCUUGAUUUUUCCCUCCUUUAACUCAGUUGAGUCUGUGCAAGAUAUAAAAAAAAGUCAUGUUAUAUUACUGUAACAAUGUAAUUACUCAACAUUCCAGUUAAUAAUGUGUAUUCAAAAUAAUUGAAACAGGGUUUAUUUAUUGAUGUUACCAGACAAAAAAAAGUUUGACGAUUAAAUCCUAGUUAAGAGUACAUAGGUAUUGAUGAGGAUGUGUCCUUAAGAGUACAUAGGUAUUGAUGAGGAUGUGUCCUUAAGAGUACAUAUGUAUUGAUGAGGAUGUGUCCAGUGAUACCUGUUAACUGCACUGGUAAGUCAAUAAAAAAUACCUACAUUCUUUCA